This is a messenger RNA of Dermacentor albipictus, 2340 nucleotides long. RefSeq lists its product as uncharacterized. The record is from RefSeq and is a predicted model, not a curated record. Gene Ontology annotation, cellular component: plasma membrane. Gene Ontology annotation, molecular function: metalloendopeptidase activity. Gene Ontology annotation, biological process: protein processing. Lineage: Eukaryota; Metazoa; Arthropoda; Arachnida; Ixodida; Ixodidae.
CCGUGCUCGAGGUAGAAGAAGAAGCAGGACUGAAGCAAGCGGUUCGAAAUGAACGCCGGUCUCGCGUCAGCCACUGGCGGCAGAGGAUGCGGUCGAGGGUUCCAAAGGGGAAUCAGUUUCUCGGGCCUUUUCAACAGCGGGCAGGACACCGUCGGGGAGUCAGCGUGGAAGCCCAUACUGUGCUUAUGCAUUGUCAUCCUGGUCCUGGCGGCCAUUGUUGUCUUCCUGCUGAUAUCGAGAGAAAGCUCGUCGGAGACACCUCAUAGCUGUAAGCGCCUGAUGUGCACGGACCCGUACGAAGCACUGGGAAGCCUUCUGAACUACAGCGUAGAACCUUGCGACGACAUGUACGCCCACGUGUGCAGCAGGUGGACCAGCAACGCAGAGCAUGCGGGGUUCCUCCAGGAGUCGCUCGACUACUACCUGACCAAGAUGCACGACGUCUUCGAGACCUCAGAUGGCAACGCCGUGGGGGAAGAGCUCAGUGAUGGCUUGCGGACCGGCGGCGUCCUCUUCGCGCAGUGCCUGGCUGCCAUAAAAGGCAGGGAAAUGAUCCAGCGGGAGGCCGGGGUUCUUGUGCAGGAGCUUUUCCUGAAAAGAAUAAUUGACAGCAAGUCGCCGACCGAAGCCGUGAGGGAGGGCACGGAAAUCUCGUUCACGUUCAACCUGAACGGUUUAUUGACGUUGCGUCCUCAGCGGCUGGACACUGCAGUGGUGAUGUACGCAUUCAAGGGAAGCGCCGUGACGCCUUCUUUACCAGCCACCGCUGAUGUGAAGCAGUGCGUCAGGGACUUCGUUUCGUCCACGGCCAUCGUGACAGACGUCCAGGCAGUUGCGACUGCUGUACUGUCGCUGGAUCGCAUCGUGGCAACAUAUCAUCGUCGUGCAAACUCUAUGCACAAGAAGAUAGCUGCGAACCUACUUCCAGAAGUGUCUCCCACCCUAAAGGCGCUCGUCGCAAAUCCCAUGGAAAGCCUGACUAAAAUGUCCAGCUUGAGCAAAGGAUAUCUUCUCGUUCGCGACUACGAAAGCACGCUGGACCUUGUUCACUUUUUCACGAGACCUUCCAGCUCAUACAUCCAGUGGUAUCUCGUGGUGCAAAUGCUGGUAGACGUGCUCCUAUUCGACUACGUGGCGAGGUAUGAGCUGAACGACAAGUGGCAGGCGCUGCGUGCCUGCUCCGUCGUCGUGAACAGGGCCAUGUCCCACGUAUGGUCUUCCCUGAGCAGGCAAAUGAUGCUGAACAAGACGAGCCACGACCCCAUUACUGAACUGUUCGAGAACGUUAGGAUGGAGCUCACCUCCAAUAACGGCUACCUGCACAAAUUCGUGAGCGAUCCCACCUUUUCUCGACUGCGGAAUGCCCUCGGGAAUAUCUCGUUCGUGUCCAAUCGUGAGCUCUUGGAGCACCAACGUAAACUCGUUCUCAGGAGUAGUUUGAUGGUGCCGUCUAACCAGCACUUCGUGCGCUCCUACGUGGACGUUAGCCAGAAAACACGUUCCGUGUCGCUCACGUGGCCUCCGGACGUUCUCUGUGACAUCGCUGCACUUUUGGAGAUGGAACUGACCCCAUCAUAUAGGGACGAAACGAAUUCGCUGUUCCUCUCCACGGCCCUCGAACUGCCUCACAUUUUCUACUCGGACGACACGGCAUGCUUGCUCAACUACGGCGUGCUCGGAGCUGCACUGGCGAGAGAGCUGAUCCUAGCCGUCGUUCCGGGCGCACAAUUGGACAAGCUCAGGGCGGUGUGGACGCCGCCGGCGGCCCGGCGGCUCAUGGAUCGCAUGACUUGCUACGUGGACACCGCCGUAACUCAUGACGAGCGUAACGCGACCGACUUCAAGCUGGAGCUCUUCCCGUGGUUGAUGAGUGCCAGGGUCGCGUAUGACGCACUGAAGAGGCACUUCAGUUUUGCGCAGGUCGACAGCUCGACGUGGAAGACGGUGCAGAAGCAGUUCUUUCUGCGCUUCUGCCUGGCGGCGUGCCAUUCGUCUAACGCCGCGGUGGUCAGCCCUCGCGACAAGUGCAUCUGGCCGCUCUCUGGGAACCCCGCGUUCGCCGAGGCAUUUGACUGCCCCGAUACCUCGCGCAUGUCGCGUCGGAUGUGUCGAACAUAGACGCUCGUGUCUGGUAGACGUUGGUUAAUGAACGAUUUUUUUUUCUUUUAUUUACGUGGAGUAUGUUGCUUGCGCCUGAUUGUGUCAUCAUAACGCAACGGAGCCAACCAUACUUUUAUAACUGCGACGAGGACGUUUUUUAAUCGCGGGCGUUAUUUUUUGCCUAACGGCACUUAAAUCGUUGCCUUUUAUUCCGAUAUAAAACUUCCAUAUGGGUGUGAC